Molecule: messenger RNA, 489 nt
Organism: Paramecium tetraurelia
Lineage: Eukaryota; Ciliophora; Oligohymenophorea; Peniculida; Parameciidae
Exons: 3
Source: RefSeq, a predicted model, not a curated record
AUGUAAUCCCCUAUUUCAUCACCUAUUCCAUUUCCCAUUUCAUUGCCUACCCCUACACCAAUAGGUGAUCGACAAAUUUGCCGACCAUAUUACAGGCGUCCUAGAGAGACUGUUAUAUUUUUAUAUGCCAGUUUUGACUAAACCCAAGACUUUUUUAUGUAUCUGACUAUUGAUAUGUCAUCCCAACAAAUUACCAAAGUACUAACAAUAAAGGAAAAUUAUUUUGAUUCAUAUUUUAGUGAAAUCUAGGAUGAUUUUGAAUACAAAGGACUUUUACGAAAGUGUGUGUUGAUUAAUUCCAAAGGUGGCGUUUAUGCUUUCUGUCAUAAAUCCAUCUAAGAAUAUUUUGUGGUAAAAUAUUUUCUCAAUUUGAUUAAGAAAAUCUUUAUUACCGAUAAAGUUGAUGAAAAUGCAUUACGUAAAAGCAAACAUUACUCACAAGACAUUACGAAUUAUUAAACAGAAAAUAAAAAACGAUUGAAGAAAUGA